Oryzias latipes (Japanese medaka) is the source of this 1264-nucleotide messenger RNA. RefSeq names its product nudix hydrolase 21 (gene nudt21). Lineage: Eukaryota; Metazoa; Chordata; Actinopteri; Beloniformes; Adrianichthyidae. The record is from RefSeq and is a predicted model, not a curated record. Gene Ontology annotation, cellular component: mRNA cleavage factor complex. Gene Ontology annotation, biological process: mRNA 3'-end processing. Gene Ontology annotation, molecular function: mRNA binding.
GCCGCGCUCGUUCUCCCGGAAGAGCCCAGGUUCGAUUGUAGACACGGCGCAGCGGAGACCUCGGAUUGAUUGUGCUCAUUUUCGUUAAUCAACUCUGCUACAAACGGACUCUCCCUGGGGUCACACCCGUGUAAUUUUGUCGUGUUAAAGGAUAAGUUAAAAAAAUGUCGGUCGUUCAGCCCAGUCGCUCAAGCACCGGCUGGCCGCGCCGCGGUGGAGAGCAGUUUGCGAACAAAUACAUCAGCGGGCCCGCUAAACCCCUGACUCUGGAGAGAACCAUCAACCUAUACCCUCUCACUAACUACACGUUUGGGACCAAAGAACCUUUGUACGAGAAGGAUGGGUCGGUGGCCGCCCGGUUCCAGAGGAUGCGAGAAGAGUUCGACAAGAUGGGAAUGCGCAGGACAGUGGAGGGUGUUCUCAUCGUUCAUGAACACAGGCUUCCUCAUGUGUUGCUACUGCAGCUGGGGACAACUUUCUUCAAGCUACCGGGUGGGGAGCUGAAUCCUGGGGAGGAUGAGGUGGAGGGCCUGAAACGCCUGAUGACGGAGAUUCUCGGGCGACAGGAUGGGGUGAAGCAAGACUGGGUGAUUGAUGACUGUAUUGGCAACUGGUGGCGCCCCAAUUUUGAGCCUCCACAGUACCCUUACAUUCCAGCUCACAUCACCAAACCUAAAGAGCAUAAAAAGCUGUUCCUGGUUCAGCUGCAGGAAAAAGCUCUGUUUGCCGUUCCUAAAAACUAUAAACUGGUGGCGGCACCACUGUUUGAGCUGUAUGACAACGCUCCCGGGUACGGACCCAUCAUCUCCAGUCUACCACAGUUGUUGAGCAGGUUCAACUUCAUCUACAACUAAGUUGGGGGGGGGAACGGAAGUGUCUGUCUCUGUGAGUGCAGCCAAAAUACUGUCAUGAAAAAGAUUUCCACCUCUGUCUCAGCUUUUACAAAAAAAAAGACCCUUGUCAUGUCAGGUAGAAUAAAGGUCCACAGGGGUGUUCAUACUUUUGUUAGAAGAAAAGUGAAAAUGUAAACUCUGACGUUUCUUUCUGUUUGUGGUUUGUUUUUUGUUUUUUUUUUAAUUAGACUGCAACUUUUUAUAGUAUGCAGAUGUCUUUUCCCAGUGUGAAUCGGAUUUUAUGUUCACUUAAGGAAUGCUGAUGUUUGAUUAAAAAACUGCGACAUUGCAUUUCAUGUUGUUUUAACUUGUAACAAUGCUGUUCUUUUUAAUAAAGCCUUCUUUUGUGUGUUUUUAUACAAGAGCUGGUC